Molecule: messenger RNA, 1931 nt
Organism: Benincasa hispida (wax gourd)
Lineage: Eukaryota; Viridiplantae; Streptophyta; Magnoliopsida; Cucurbitales; Cucurbitaceae
Gene: NCED6
Product: nine-cis-epoxycarotenoid dioxygenase 6
Biological process (GO): carotene catabolic process
Cellular component (GO): chloroplast stroma
Molecular function (GO): carotenoid dioxygenase activity
Source: RefSeq, a predicted model, not a curated record
UCUUCUUCUUCUUCUUCUUCUUCUUCAUAUAAUUUAUAAUUACAGUCAUGCAAAUCUAUUUACAAUCGCCACCGCCGCUGCCGUCACUUUGCCGGAGCUCCUCCACCAUUGAAACCCCUCCAAUUAGGAAGCUCAAAGUAAUCACUCCGCCACCUCCACCACUGUCGCUCCCAAAAACGGUGUCGCCUCCGCUGCGUCGGCUCAACCCAUUUCAGAAUUUGGCGGCGUCCCUACUGGACGCCGUCGAGUCGUCACUGAUCGUUGAUAAAUUGCCGAAAACUGUUGACCCGACGGUUCAAAUUUCGGGUAAUUUCUCUCCGGUUCCCGAAUGUCCCGUCCGCCACGACCUUGAAAUCAUCGGGAAUUUACCUGCAUGCUUACGUGGCGUUUAUUUACGAAACGGCGCUAACCCCAUGCAUGCACCCAUAGGUGGGCACCACUUGUUUGACGGUGACGGAAUGAUCCACGCCGUUACAUUUCACUGCGGUAACAAAGCUAGUUACAGCUGCCGAUUCACUCGCACGAGCCGGCUUCAGCAGGAAGCCGCUUUAGGCCGACCGGUUUUCCCGAAGCCGAUCGGCGAGCUUCAUGGUCACCAAGGACUGGCGCGGCUUGCAAUCUUUUUGGCUCGAGCCGGGAUCGGGUUAAUUGAUGGUUCUAAAGGGACAGGUGUCACCAACGCCGGUCUGGUUUAUUUCAAUGGUCGAUUAUUAGCUUUAUCCGAAGAUGAUCUUCCGUAUCACGUUAAAAUCAAGGACGAUGGAGAUCUUGAAACGAUCGGACGGUUCAACUUCAACGGACAGAUUAACUGUCCCAUGAUUGCUCAUCCUAAAGUGGACCCCAUUUCGGGAGAUCUUCACGGUUUGAGUUACAACAUGAUUAAAAAACCAUAUUUGAAAUAUUUACGGUUCGACCGGUUCGGGAAAAAAUCACGUGACGUGGACAUCACCCUCCCUGAACCGACGAUGAUCCACGAUUUCGCGAUAACGGAAAACCACGUUGUGAUACCAGACCAUCAAGUGGUUUUCAAGUUAUCCGAAAUGGUUCGGGGUGGAUCACCGGUCGUGUUCGACCCGAACAAAAUUUCCCGGUUCGGUGUCCUGCCGAAAUCCGAAGUCGACGAGAAGGGAAUUGUUUGGAUGGAGGUGCCGAAUUGUUUUUGCUUCCAUUUGUGGAAUGCGUGGGAGGAAACCGGCGACAACGACGAGAAAACGGUGGUCGUACUAGGGUCGUGUAUGAACCCGCCUGAUUCGAUUUUCAACGACCGUGACCAGCCGUUAAGGAUCGAGCUGACGGAAAUCCGGAUGGAUGUGAAGAACCGGAAAGUGACACGUCGGGUGUUCGGCUCAGGGAUGAAUUUGGAAGCGGGUCAAGUGAACCGGGGGUUGGUUGGGCGGAGAACCCGGUUCGUUUAUAUGGCGAUAGCGGAGCCGUGGCCUAAAUGUUCCGGCAUUGCGAAGGUGGAUUUGGAAACCGGGAAGGUUAAGAAAUUUCUAUACGGCGAUGGUCGAUACGGUGGUGAACCAUUUUACGUGUCGGAAAAUGGUAAUUGCGGGGGAGAUAAUGAGAAUGAGGACGGUGGAUUUGUUGUAGGGUUUGUGAGGGACGAGAAGCGGGAGAGGUCGGAGCUGGUGGUGGUGAAGGCGGCGGAGAUGGAGGAAGUGGCGGCGGUGAGGCUGCCGGCGAGAGUUCCGUACGGAUUUCACGGCACAUUUGUUAGUGAAGAAGAGUUGAAGGGGCAAGCUCCGAACUAGAUUUUUUGUUCCUUUUCAGCCUUGUUUUUGUGUACAUUAAUCACUUUGUAGAUUAUUUUUAUUUAUUUAUUUUCCUUGCGGUGGUUUGUAAUAUUAAGUGUGGUUUUUGAGAUGUAUUUAUUGUAGAUAUAACUUAUAAUAUCUAAUUAAGGAAUAAAAUUAAACGAAGAUAUAUUU